CUUUUCUUGUUUGUUUUUCAGUCUUUUUAUUGCAUUCUGUGGAUUUAUCUGUCAGCAAGACAACCCGGAAAUGUGUGAUAAAAAAAAAACAAGAACAGAAAAACAGAAAAACCCAGAAACAGAAAGGUCUUUCUCUAGUCUCUCCUUUCCUUUCGAUCUCUAAAAAUGAAAAAAAGAAGAUGCACAAAACCCAAGAUUUUAUAGGCUUUUAAUUAAGUGAUCAGAACAGCUGAGUAAUCGCUUUCUCCAUUCAGGUCCUCUUUCUAGCUAGCAACCUAGCGUGUUUUAUGUGCUGUGUUGUUUCGGUAGUACUGCUGACAAUAGCUUCUUAGGCUCACAGCAGCUGUUGUGUAGUGUUGUUGUGCCUAUAGCUAUGCUACUUCUUGUAGUAUCACAGCCUGUCUUGAUUGGCUAGUUCAUGAGGGAAAGGAAAGACUACUGGCUUUGCUGCUACAUUACAAUCACAGCACACAAAAGAGAACGAGGCUAGCAGUAUUUGUAGCUAAAACAACAGCCAACACUAGUUUUCUUGUUUAUUGGACCUAGCAGCCACUCGUGUUUGAUGCUCGGGCGCUUGCAAAAUAAAAAAGGUGUGCACGUUGACUCUUGAGGUGCUGCAAUACAUAAUUAAAGGAGGGGGCGGUGAUUGAUAGUGGUUUCUGUAGUGGAGGUGUUGGUUACUUUGCAUGAAUAUCAAGUGGAACUCGGUCCGUGAAUUGUGCCAUUGGUGGGUUUAUAUAGGUGGUUGUUAGUACUUGAUAUGGUUAACUAGAGAAGGGCGUGUUGAGGACAGUGGUUUUUGAUGUGGAAUAUUGGUCUCAAGUACUUGGAGAGAUGCUGAGCUCUGAUGAAGGAAAGCGUGAUCUGUUCUAUGAUUCUGUGGAUUACUUCGACUUGGGUUGUGAUCAGUUGGAGUAUGAUAUUUGGUUGACCGAGCCACAAAGUGUUGAGGAGAGACGCCAAGGUUUUCUACGCGGAAUGGGUCUAGAUGGGUUUGCUUUCAAGAGGCAUGAGAAUACAGGGUUGGAGAGGAUCACUGAAUGCAGUGGGGCUGUAUCAAGUUCUUCAGUUCCAUGUACAAAUGUUGAAGAGGUAAAUGUGGUUAGUUGCAGUGCUGGUAGAGAAGAAAAUUCUGAAGCCAAUUGUGUGAUUGAUCAAAUGAGUAAAGACAAGAUGGAUAAAUCGGAUGUAGCUUCUGAAAAUGAGAAUAUUGGACCUUUACUCGAUUUGCAAGGAUGCGAACAAUGUGAAGAAGAAAAAUGUAAAAAGUGUGACUCAGGAAAAAGUAUAAUGAAGAGUUGGUGGAAACACUUUUUAAAAAAGAGCAAGGAGGAAAGAGUAGGUAGAUGUGUAUCUGGGGUAUCGAAGUUGGAUACUGAAGCACCAAAAACAAACAGAACGAAGGUGAAGCAGAACAAAAAGGGUUGCAUGGAGUUUACAGGGGUAUUUAUGCGACAGGAAAUUCAAGCUCACAAGGGCUUCAUUUGGACAAUGAAGUUUAGUCCAGAUGGGCAGUAUUUGGCAACUGGGGGUGAAGAUAGGAUUAUACGCGUUUGGCGUGUUACAUUGGUGGAUUCAUCUUGCAAGUCUUUCCCAUCUGAAGGACAUUGUGAUAGCAAUCUGAAAGAAGCCAAGUCUAAUAAUUUGAGUACAAAGAAAAGAAUGUAUUCAUCUGUAGUCAUUCCUGAGAAGGUUUUCCAGAUUGAAGAGACACCAUUGCAAGAAUUUCAUGGUCAUGCCAGUGAAAUUUUAGACUUGGCGUGGUCUGAUUCAAACCACCUCCUUUCAUCUUCAAUGGAUAAAACUGUUCGUUUGUGGAGAUUGGGUUGCAACCAUAGUCUGAACAUUUUUCGCCACAGUAAUUAUGUAACAUGCAUUCAGUUCAAUCCUGUUGAUAAAAACUAUUUCAUUAGUGGCUCCAUCGAUGGAAAAGUUAGAAUUUGGGGAGUGUCUGAGAAGCGAGUUGUUCACUGGACUGAUGUACGAGAUGUAAUAUCUGCCAUAAGUUACCAGCCAGAUGGGAGAGGGUUUGUAGUGGGUACCAUUAAAGGCACUUGCCGUUUCUAUGAAGUAUCAGGUACUGAUCUCCAGCUUGAGGCAGAAGUACAUAUUCAAGGCAGAAGGAGAACCUCUGGCAACAGAAUAACUAGCAUUCAGUUUUCCCAGGAAAUAUGUCCAAGGGUUAUGAUCACAUCUGAAGAUUCUAAAGUUCGUGUAUUUGAUGGGGUUGACAUCGUUAAUAAAUUUAAAGGUCUUCCAAAGUCAGGAAGUCAGAUGUCGGCUUCGUUUACUUCAAAUGGGAGACAUAUAAUCUCGGUAGGAGAGGACUGUCGUGUUUAUGUAUGGAACUAUGAUGGCUUGUGCACCUCAUGGUCUAAACACAUAAAAUCUGUGAAGUCCUGUGAGUUUUUCUUCUCUGAAGGCGUGUCUGUUGCAGUGCCUUGGUCAGGCACGGGAACAGAAGUGAGAGGCCUGGGUAGUAGAAGAAGUUUAACAGAGGAGACUGCUUCGUGGAGGAAAGAUUCAGAACGGUUUUCUCUCGGUAGUUGGUUCUUCAUGGACGGUCGAUGCAGGGGAAGCUACGCAACAUGGCCUGAGGAGAAACUUCCUAUGUGGGAUGUACCAGUUCUAGAUGCUGAAUAUCAAAAUCAGCAGAUCAAAAGCCUUCAUCAACAGCAGUGCGUUAACAGCAAUGACCACAUCUCUUUAUCAGAAGCAUGGGGGCUCGUGAUUGUGACUGCAGGAUGGGAUGGAAAGAUCAGGGCUUUCCACAACUAUGGAUUGCCCAUCAUGCUCAAAUAGAUUCAAGCAAUCUUCCUGGUCUUGCUAAUGAAGUUUACUCGAGCCUUGUGUAGCCAGAUGACAUAUGGUGUCAUCCAAAUUUGGGCCAACUUGUGAUUUAGCCAGGUCCAUCUUAGUCUGCAGGUAAAAUGAUCAUGAUUUGCAGCUUUAAAUGCGAACCCCACGACAUCUGUUGUAAAUGUUCCCUAGUCUAGUUCUUGUUCACACCCUUGUUCUUGAUAGAAUAUCCUCAAAUCACCAGCAGAAAGAGAGUCACUUGACAUGCUUUGUAACUUGCAUGCCAUUAGGAUUCUGUGGUCACAUGCUGCUCAUCGAGCCAUGCCACAGUUUUUUUCUUAAAAAUCUUUUCACUCCCUCUUUGUGAAUGAUUAACAUGUAUAUGGUAUGAAAAAGAAAUACAGUCAAUUUUUUAUUU
This is a messenger RNA of Populus trichocarpa (black cottonwood), 3217 nucleotides long. RefSeq lists its product as uncharacterized. Lineage: Eukaryota; Viridiplantae; Streptophyta; Magnoliopsida; Malpighiales; Salicaceae. The transcript has 10 exons. Bases 835 to 2802 code for a protein of 655 amino acids. The record is from RefSeq and is a predicted model, not a curated record. Gene Ontology annotation, molecular function: protein binding.